This is a messenger RNA of Hyla sarda, 822 nucleotides long. RefSeq lists its product as uncharacterized. NCBI's taxonomy places the organism in Eukaryota, Metazoa, Chordata, Amphibia, Anura, Hylidae. The transcript is spliced from 5 exons. The record is from RefSeq and is a predicted model, not a curated record. The coding region runs from base 109 to 822 and encodes 237 amino acids.
GCACGGCCAAUUACAUGUGAACUUGUUGGGGGAGAGGAAUCAAUCUGAAGCAGCGGGGAGCCCCAUUAAAUAUGUAAAUGAGAAGCAGGUGCUGGAUGUGUCCUGUAGAUGAGCCUCCGGAUGAGACCCAUUCCCAUCCCAUUACCGGUGUCAUGCCCACAACAACAAGCUCCGUUGCAAAUCGACAGAUUUGUCAAGUUGACAUGCAAUUUCCAAGGCAUUUUCUCAACCCCCAUGAUGCUGCAGGAAGAUAUUUGUUUAAAGACCCGGGUGACAGUCUCCAGUCUCCUCAUGUUGUCAGCGUCACAAAUAACACCAAACACUUACCGUACCUGUGAGAGGCAGAUUCACCGUAAUUUCGGCUUCAUUGGCCUCACAUUACCAUGGAAACAGGAGAAUCACAUUUCAAAUAAGAAAUGGAAUAAUAAGAACAUCAACAUCAAGUUUUGGCGGAAAGGAGACAUCACCUGCUCUGAUAAAUAUAUUCAAAAUGGAACCUACAGUAUGUGUUGUAGUUCUUUAAGACACUUAGUAGUGACAGAUUGCUGUCUUUAUCUUCAGAAACCUUGCGACAAUUUAAUUCUUAGAUGUAUCCACACGACUUUGUUCCAGGAAAACUGCAUCUGCAUGUGGAGAAAAUACGACCCUUUGUCUCUGGUAAUUGUGCGGUUCAGCUCUUCAGAGACGAUAAUUCUUUGUCGGAAUGAUGAUAUCUUUGCUUGUUCUCAAUGUUCUUUGCCGAGAGUCUCAAAGUUUAAAAUCAGUUUCAGGCGGAGACAUUCGGACGCUUUGUUUUUUCGCCACUUUAAAGUCAAGAACUAA